This is a messenger RNA of Thermochaetoides thermophila DSM 1495, 2406 nucleotides long. RefSeq lists its product as uncharacterized. The transcript has a single exon. The record is from RefSeq and is a predicted model, not a curated record. Gene Ontology annotation, biological process: phosphorylation; pyruvate metabolic process. Gene Ontology annotation, molecular function: pyruvate, water dikinase activity; ATP binding. The coding region runs from base 1 to 2406 and encodes 801 amino acids. Lineage: Eukaryota; Fungi; Ascomycota; Sordariomycetes; Sordariales; Chaetomiaceae.
AUGGCACCCGAUCACAGCACAAACAAACCGCUGGUUCGAAACUUUGAACACCUAACUCGCCAGGAUGUAGCGUCUGUUGGAGGGAAGAACUCUUCACUUGGCGAGAUGAUUGGAGGUCUGGCAUCGAAAGGAGUUGCCAUCCCUCCCGGCUUUGCAACCACUUCCGACGCCUUUUGGCAAUUCAUCGAUACCAAUUGUCUCCGAGAUAAGAUUGCCCAACUCAUCGAGCAAUGGUCUUCUGGACAGGCAACUUUGGCCGAGACAGGGCAGGCUGUGAGGAGACUCAUCGUUGGCGGGAAGUGGCCGGAAGACGCAGCUGCGGCAAUCAAGACGGCAUAUCGACAGCUUUCAGAGAAGGCCGGAAUCAAAAACCUCAGCGUGGCUGUUCGCUCCAGUGCCACAGCAGAGGACCUGCCCUCCGCGAGCUUUGCCGGCCAGCUCGAGUCAUAUCUGAACGUCUCCGGCGAGGACCAGCUCUUGGAUGCAUGUCGUCGCUGUUAUGCCUCUCUAUUCACAGACAGGGCCAUCAGCUAUCGACAAACCAGGGGUUUUGAUCACUUGAGCAUCGCAUUGUCAGUUGGAGUGCAGAGAAUGGUUCGUGCAGGAGACCGCCACGGAGCAAGCGGCGUGAUGUUUUCUCUGGAUACAGAAUCCGGCUUCGACCAGAUUGUCCUGAUCAACGCGGCAUGGGGUCUUGGAGAAAAUAUUGUGCAAGGGGCUGUCGACCCGGAUGAGUACCAAGUCUUUAAACCUCUUCUCAAUAACAGGCCCGACCUUGUGCCCAUCGUCCAGAAGAAGCGCGGAGAAAAAGAGAUUAAAAUGAUCUAUGGUGAUGGCGAAACGAUACGGACCAGGAACGUGCCGACCUCGAGAGCCGAGCGUGCCGCCUUUGUGCUAAGCGAUGAAGAUAUUUUGCAGUUGGCCCGCUGGGCUUGUACCAUUGAAAAACACUAUGGGUGUCCAAUGGAUAUGGAAUGGGCAAAAGAUGGAACCACUGGCGAGUUGUUCAUUGUGCAAGCUCGACCGGAAACGGUUCACUCCAGGAAUACUUCUGCGGUCAUUAAAACCUACGAUGUUGGCAAGAAAGGGCGCAUCUUAGCAACGGGACAUUCAAUUGGAGACGCAGCAGUGACUGGUCGGGUAUGCAUGAUCGAAUCGGCCAAGGACAUCGACAAAUUCGUCGAGGGCUCUGUGCUAGUUACAGGUUCCACAGACCCAGACUGGGUACCCAUUAUGAAGAAAGCCGCGGGGAUCGUCACAGACCAUGGAGGUCGAACAUCCCAUGCUGCCAUAGUCAGUCGCGAACUCGGUCUACCCGCAGUGGUUGGCACAGGGAACGCCACAUACGUGCUCCAUACUGGCCAAGAUGUCACUGUCUCAUGCGCCGAGGGUGAUAUCGGGUAUGUCUACGAAGGAGUCUCAGAGAUCACUACUCACACUGUGGACUUGGCCAAGAUGCCAACUGUCCAGACAAAUGUGAUGCUCAACCUCGCCAAUCCCGCUGCUGCGUAUCGUUGGUGGAGACUUCCAUCCGACGGCAUUGGCCUUGCCCGUAUGGAGUUUGUCAUCAACAACGCCAUCUGUGUUCAUCCUAUGGCACUUGUGCGAUAUGAUCAGCUCAAAGAUGAGGAUGCAAAGAAGGAGAUCGCCAAACUUACCAUUGGAUACACAACCAAACCGGAUUACUUCGUCGACACUCUCGCCCGUGGUUUGGCAUCUCUUUGUGCGACGGUGUAUCCCCGGCCUGCUAUCAUCCGUAUGAGCGACUUCAAGACCAACGAGUAUGCUGGGCUUCUUGGUGGAGACGAGUUUGAGCCCAGGGAAGAAAACCCAAUGCUAGGCUUCCGGGGAGCGUCACGCUAUUACUCGCCUCAGUACAAAGAAGGGUUUGCUCUCGAGUGCCGCGCCAUCAAAAAGUUGCGAGAAGUACUCGGAUUCACCAACGCUAUUGUCAUGAUCCCCUUCUGUCGAACAGUGGCUGAGGCAAAGAAGGUCUUGGAUGUAAUGGGAGAAAACGGACUUAAACGAGGUGAGAAUGGUCUCCAUGUUUAUGUCAUGUGCGAAAUCCCGUCAAAUGUCAUCUUGGCUGCCGAGUUCUGCAAAUACUUUGACGGCUUCUCCAUCGGCUCGAACGAUCUGACGCAGUUGACCCUCGGCGUGGACCGCGACUCUCGCGAGUUGGCCGAUUUGUUCAGUGAGCAGGACGAGGCUGUCAAGUGGAUGAUUGCUCGGGUAAUUUCUGUUGCACGCAAGGAAGGGAGGAAAAUUGGUAUUUGUGGGCAAGCGCCGAGUGAUCAUCCCGAGUUUGCCAAGUUCCUUGUAUCUGCUGGUAUCGACUCAAUUUCGGUGAGCCCUGACAGCUUUCUCCCUGUCAAACAAAACAUUGUCGAAGCCGAGGGAGCAUAG